Messenger RNA from Linum tenue, 995 nucleotides. NCBI's taxonomy places the organism in Eukaryota, Viridiplantae, Streptophyta, Magnoliopsida, Malpighiales, Linaceae. The record is from the annotation of a GenBank genome assembly.
ACAGAUAUUUUUUUUGCUUUUCCCUCCCAUCUCUCUUCCCAGCCACACAACUUUUCUUCUCUCUUUCUCUUCCUUCUACAGAAACCAACAACCCACUUGUUUCUUUCUCCCUCUCUCUGUACAAGAACAAAAAAAAAAAGGAAGAAUAUGAAGAAGAAGAAGACGCAGGAAGCAGAAGAACCAGGAGAAGAAGGAACCCCCACCCCACCCCACCUCACUUGUGCUCUUCCUUCUCUCUUCUCUCCGACGUCGUCUCUUUCGCGCUCUGCGAUCUCAAAUCUCCGAAAUCGCCCAUGAAGCGGCAAACUUGCCAAUGAAGGAGAGUCAUUCGACGCCUGGUUGGCUAGAUCAACGUCCUUUUGGAUCGAUGAAGAGAAGGGAAGGCGUGAACGACGAUGAAGGAAGAAGGAAGUGAUUCGUCUACACUCAUGCCAGAAGGAACAUGUCAUGCCGCCGGCGGUGGGACUGCUGUCAACCGCGACCAAGGCGGUUGUGGAUAUGCAAUGUUAAGGAAAUUGCUUAUGUCUUGGACGAAAAGGGUUGAUUUCCUUCCAUUCGAGACUGGUUGCUGGUUUCUUAUACGAAAUUGUGCUGCCCUGAAUUCGAAGAUUAUGAGAACUGGGGCCAGUACAUUGGAGUUUUCCUUACGUGGUGGCUAUGUGGUGUUACUUUCGGUUUCAGGUUUCUUAUGUUCUGGUCCAGUUACAAAACUAAGCUACUUCAGAGUUUUGCCGGUUUCCUACUGUCAUUCUGCGUAAUGGCGAAUUUCAGCGGCAUCCCAUUUUGCUACGCUCUUGGACCAUAUAAAGUACUUGCUGCAUGAGAUUAAACUUUGGAAAGGGAGAGGAACAAUGGAUUUAUUAUAACCUAAAAGGAAAUACAGCGGGAGCAGCAACUACUAUGACAGAUGGAAAGUCCCUCCUUUGAUCCAAGCCCUCAUUUGCCGGGAAGUCCAAUUUACUAUCCACCAACCAAUGACUUUUGACAUAUCUAUG